AUCAGAAUGAGUUCAGCCAACAUUAUUGAACCAUCUGGACAAGGAGACACAUCGCUAAAGUUCACCGCCGGUCUGAUUAUGUCAGUGCCAUUCGAGGCCGAACUGACGCACCUACUGGAUCCUUCCAGGAUCCGAUUGAAGAUUAAGUAUCCAGACCAGCGAACCCAAGUGGUGGUGCCGAAACCCACUCACCUGAAACCUCUUCACUAUGACACACUUAAUAAAGAGCCACCUAUUGGGUACAACAUUCGACUGCUCAGCUCGGUGUUGGUGUCGCAUCAAGUCUGGUCAGAGGCGUGCAAUGUGGAGAUGAAUAUUGCGCUUUGCGUGCCUGAGGCGGACAUUGGCAAACGGAAGUCCAGCAUGGACUCCAAUCCCACCAUGCUGGAUUUGUGUGCGCCAGUAAGAGUCAGCAUUGCGCCCAAACCCAUCAAGAAAACUCUGUGAAUGAUGGCGAUGUUUUGUCACGUGGGUCAAGAGACGUGCCAAUCAGCUGCCUGCCCAAGACGACUUAGUUGUUUAUCCAUAUCAAUAUCAGGGUGGGAAUAAAUUGGAUGAAUUCAAAUAGA
This is a messenger RNA of Dendroctonus ponderosae (mountain pine beetle), 569 nucleotides long. Its product is annotated as integrator complex subunit 4-like. Gene Ontology annotation, cellular component: integrator complex. Gene Ontology annotation, biological process: snRNA processing. The record is from RefSeq and is a predicted model, not a curated record. NCBI's taxonomy places the organism in Eukaryota, Metazoa, Arthropoda, Insecta, Coleoptera, Curculionidae.